AUGGCAGCUGUGUGCAUGCAGAUCGGACUGACCUUUGUUGGCCCGCGCUUGCCGUCCAGGGCAAUUUCCACCCCUCCUACAGUUCGCCUUGCUGGCGAUAACCUUUUCGAGCGGUUUGCACGAGUUGCGAAGGCCAACGUGAACAAGGUUCUACAGGGCUUGGAAGAUCCCGAGAAGGUCCUUGAUCAGGCCUUGGAUGAGAUGCAGGGCGACCUCAUUAAAGUGAGGCAGUCCUACGCCGAGGUGCUCGCAACGCAGAGAAGGCUACAAACCCAAAAGGAGCAAGCUGACAAGAUGGCUGAAGAUUGGUACAAGCGAGCUGAGAUGGCUGUUGAGAAGGGUGAUGACGAGCUCGCCAAGGAAGCCUUGACCCGAAGGCAGACCUCCGUGACCAAGGCCACAGAGUUGCAGUCGCAGAUCGAAGCGAUGGCAGGGAAUGUGGAUAAGCUCUUCGAGUCUGUCAAGGCCCUUGAGGCGAAAAUCACGCAGGCAAAGGAGGAGAAAGAGCAGCUGAUUGCACGGGCUCGUACGGCCAAAACAACUGCUCAGGUCAAUGAGAUGCUCUCUGAUGUGUCCAGUGUGGGUUCUACUGGGGCUUUCGACCGCAUGAAGGAGAAGGUCGAGAUGUUGGAAACUCGUGCAGAGGUCUCACAGGGUCUGCUUCCAGAGGCGCAAGCGACGGGCAGCCUCGAGGACCGCUUCAAGCAGCUGGAAGCGGGAAGCGCAGUGGAUGACGAGCUAGCCAGGAUGAAGGGCAAGAAGGUCUUGACUGAAAAGAGCGCGAUUGAUGAUGAGCUGGCAGCCAUGCGACAGAAGCUGCAGGAAAAAUAG
Molecule: messenger RNA, 831 nt
Organism: Symbiodinium natans
Lineage: Eukaryota; Dinophyceae; Suessiales; Symbiodiniaceae
Source: the annotation of a GenBank genome assembly